Nerophis lumbriciformis (worm pipefish) is the source of this 5445-nucleotide messenger RNA. RefSeq names its product caveolae-associated protein 2-like. The record is from RefSeq and is a predicted model, not a curated record. Gene Ontology annotation, cellular component: caveola; cytoplasm. NCBI's taxonomy places the organism in Eukaryota, Metazoa, Chordata, Actinopteri, Syngnathiformes, Syngnathidae. Gene Ontology annotation, molecular function: protein kinase C binding.
GACAGGUGCGCCGAUUGCUGGCGAUUGAUUGCAGCUGCUUGCUGCAGCCGGACUGACGCGCGCCCGGCGCAACGCACACAUUAAUAGGUCGAAAAGGAUUCGCAAAUCAUUCAAUUCUGUUUUUAUUUACGAUUUACACAACGUGCCAACUUCACCGGUUUGGGGUUUUUGUAGAAUUUUGAGGACAUAAAUGAAUUCAUUCCAUUUUGGAGUAAGACCGUAACAUAACAAAAUGUGGGAAAAGUGAAUACUUCCGGGAUCAUACAUGUCAACAAAACAUAGACCUGCCUCUCCUGUGUGAGGACUGCAGGGCAAGGCCUGUGAGGUUACCGUGGCAACCAAGCCCCUCCCUUAGGCUUGCGGGGGAGGUGUUUUGAAAGUUGAGUGCGUGUGUGAGAGAGACACGGAGAAUUGGGCGUGGGUGCUCGGUAGUCAAAUCAAAGAAGCGCGACACCCAAAGUUCACUCCACGGGGGACACGUCUGUGAGAGACAGGUAACGCCGUAAUUUGCGCUUUUUGUGCGUGUGACUAAAGCACCUGUGAGCCAUGGAAGGAGAGGCACCUCACGCCGAGGCAUCCCAGGCCGAGCCCGGCAGCGUGUCGGGCAGCACACGCACACUCCCGCAGCAGGCCACCGAGAACACGGAGCUCCUCAUCCCGGGCUGCAGCACGCCGUUGGCGCCGUCCCCACCCAGCCCGCGUAGCACUCUCUCCCGACUGGGCUUAAAAAGUCCCACCAGCCCCGCCGCCCCCGCCAGCCCCGGUGCCGGCGGCCCGGUGAGCCCCGGCGGCCCGGUGAGCGCCAUCACCGUGGUGGCCCUGCUGGAUAAGCUGGUCAACAUGAUGGAGGCGGUGCAGGACAACCAGCAGCGCAUGGAGCAGCGGCAGGCCGACCUGGAGGGCGCCGUGCGGGUCGUGCAGGGCGACGUGACUCGCCUGUCCAAGGCGCACAUGGGCACCUCCAACUGCGUCAGCAAGCUCCUGGAGCGCUCCCGCAAGAUGGGCGGCCACCUGAAGGAGGUGCGGGAUCGCCUGGACAGGCAGGCCGUGCAGGUGAAGAAGCUGGAGGCCAACCACAGCCACCUGCUCAAGAGGAACCACUUCAAAGUCAUCAUUUCCCAGGAGGACAAUGAGAUCCCUACCAGUGUGAUGGUUAAGGAUUCCUUCAGGACCCCUCAACCAAGCCUGUAUGAUGCAGAAUCUACCCUGCCAAAUUUGUCGGUUGCCAGCUCUGUUGAUGGCAUCCAUACACAGGAUGAAUGUCUCCAGACCAUCAGCCUUUCCUCGGAUGACGAAGAGGAUCAGGGAAGCAUGUUCGAUUCAGGGGCUGCGGGUACUUCCCAAUCGUUUGAGAGAAGGUCCGACAAGUUUAAGCGCUCCAGUCUGAAGAAGGUCGAUAGUAUUAAGAAGGCCUUCUCACGCCAGAGCAUUGAGAAAAAGAUGGCACAGAUCACCACCAAGAUUGUUCCCCCAGAAAAGCGGGAAAAAAUCAUGAAGAGCCUCAGUCCGACACACUCCAAGAGUCCUACCAAAGGCUCUUUAUUGAAGGGGUCUCCCAUAACGUUAAAUGCCAAGAAAACCAGAGAUGGCGAGGGUCCCUCACAAGACCUGGCCUCGGGGGGAGAAGCGCAUGUGGAGAUUCCUCCACUGGAAUGCUUAGAUAGAGAACCCCCUUUGGCUGAGGUGCACCCCCAGGAAGGUGUCGUGCAGAAGAGUGGGGAAAUGCUGAAUCAGUCCAUCUCGGACACCAUGAAAGCAGAUCUGUCAAUCAAUGGAGAAGCACCAAGCAUCCAGUGCGAAUUAAACGGCAAUCGUUCGGCUGGUCUCGCAGUCCCAGAGCGUGAUGAUGAUGUUGGUGAGGAUGAAGAAGAGGAAGGAGAAGAAGAUGACCACAAAAGCGAAGUCAAGACAGCAGUAAAUGUGCAGACUCCUACGACAACGGUUUCUGUGGAGCAAGCCUCUUAAUGUUUUAGGGUUGACCGUCACCAUUCUUCGAUAUUAGAUAUUCUCAUGUACACACAUUGAUACACAGUAGACAACGAUCCUUACAUUCAAAGUUGUUUGACUAUGGAUGUUCUCGUUCAUCCAGGUCAUUGUAUUCUCGACGCAUUCAAUUGAUCGCACCUCGACUGUUUGUUUUCUCUAGAGAGAGGUUUCGCCUCUCAUCCAAGUAGGCUUCAUCAGUUCAUACUCCUAGACUUAGGUUGGUCAGAACUAGUCUGACCGUUCAGCCAACCGAGAUCUGACCAAUCUAUGUCAAAGACUAGAUCUGACCAAUCUAAGUCUAUGAGCAGGAACUGAUUAAACCUACUUGGAUGAGAGGCGAAGCAUCUUCUGAGACAGUCCAGUUGCAAUCAAUUCAAUGCUCUGAGAACUCAAAGUUGUUUUUCUACGGAUGUUCUCAUUCAUCCAGGUCAUUGUAUUCUCAGGGCAUUCAAUCGAUCGCAGCUGGACUGUUUGGUUUCUCUUGGAAGAGGUUUCGCCUCUCAUCCAAGUAUGCUUCAUCAGUUCAUGUUCAUAGAAUUAGAUUGGUUAGAAGCUAGAUCUGACCAAUCUAAGACUAGAUCUAUGUCUAUGAGCAUGAACUGAUGAAACCCUUGGAUGAGAGGCGAAGCAACUUCUAAGACAGCCCAGUUGCGAUCAGUUGCCCUGAGAAUUCAAAGUUGUUAUGUUCAAUGGUAGUCCAACAUUCCUGCAACAAUGCUUUUGACAAUCACCGGCGUGGUCUAAAGGACUUGACACAGACUGCAUUAACUUAGAUGUCAUAAAACACUGCUCACAAUUUCAGUAGGAGCAUCUCCAGGGCAGUGGUCCAACUAUCUCCCUCUCGUCUGCCUCUCCUGUUGGAUGUGAAAAACAGCCUCUUUGUGCUCCUUCUUUUUUUUUUGAUUGUGAAAACGAGUAAAUCUUUGGCAACAACACGGCCUGUUGAGGUGACCUUGUUGCCAGGAUGUGGAAGAGCAGGAAUGGGGAGUUUGGGUAGUUGACAUGUUUUAGAGUUGUUUUAUCGUGAACUACAGUACAGAUGUUUUUGCACAGUUUCCAAAAUCGGGCUUGAAACCUUACUAACCAGUUACUACAGUUUAUGUAUUUCACUGUCAUGUAAUCCAGGUAAAAUAAGUGUGUCGAAGCGUUUCCAUCUAGGGCCACAAACAGGAAAUUGUACAUUUAAAAAAUCUGAUGUAGGUCAAUAUAUGCUAAGCUAAAUGAACAAAACAUCCAUAUUCGCUUUGUGUUACAGCUACAAAGCAAAUUAGUCAAAUAUAUCUAAUUAUUAAUGAAUUGACUUAUUUUAUUUCAAAUAUACAGAGUUAAUAAAUGAAUGAGAGUACCGAAUUUUUCGGAGUAUAAGUCGCACCGGAGUAUAAGUCGCACCUGCCAAAAAUGCAUAAUAAAAAAGGAAAAAAACAUAUAUAAGUCGCACUGGCUAUGAAAAAAACUGCGACUUAUAGUCCGAAAAAUACGUUAAACAGGUAGCGCCAAAUGUAUUUAUUUGCGCUAAUCAGCCACGAAUAAAUAACAAAUAUUAGGUAUGAUACAUGCUGUGGCUCUGGGGUCACACUUUAGUCUUAUGUAUGAUUCAAAAAAUAAUUUCUAAUAAUAACAUCCAGUCACUUAUUAAUUGCAAAAAAAUAAUGAAAAAUAUUUAUGUAAUGUGUUAAGGAAAAUGAGAAAAAAGUAGAGGGGAUGUUAAUUUGAGCUCCGUUUUACACUUAUUUGUUUAUUUAGAGAAAUCUAAUAUGAAUGUAGUUGAAAUCCUCAUGAAUUCCUUUGCCAUUUUUUUUUCUGGGCAUUCACACUGUAUGUUUAUCUACAGAAUUUACUUGUCCAUGUAGGGCAUGCUCUGAUAUUUUGCAGAAGUAUAAGUACGUUGACUGCUUUGGGAUGGUGUACUUUAUGUGACGGAUGAACGAUUGUUUGCUACGAGGUGGUUCUAAGGCAUCCAAAUCGAAUGUUUAGUGAUACUUCUGACAUCUACCGUAUCGUUUACAAUCACUAAAACUCCCUGUCGUCCUGUGACAUGCACUUGCAUUCUCAUAACUGCCUUGGACUUGCACAUGGUAUGGAUAAAUGCACUCCUGAAAGAAUACAUUUCAUCUAUUCAUGGUGGUCCGCCACGAAUAUAUGAAUGGAUGGGAAACGCUGAUUGGCGAUAAAUGAUACAGGCUAUGUAGGUCAAGUUGGAAGGAUUGUACACAAAAGUUGCUUACGAUAUAUGGGAAGGCAACUGGGUACAAACUGAGAAUUGUGGGUAAUGCAUUAUAUUUAUGCAAAAAAUUGGCUUACGUGUCGGUUUUUAAACAAUUAUUCCCUAGAAUUUGAUGAGGCCAUCCCUUAACAAUGACAAAUAGGCCGGAGUAUCAGUCAUACUUUAUUGAGGAAGUCCAGUUGAAAGUGACAGUGCAUGUCAUACAACAGGAAUACAUUCGACUCCACCAACCCAGGUUGUAGUAAGUCCACUAUUUGCCAGAAAUCCACUGGGUUAGGUUGUAGUUUCCUGCAAGUCUAAUAUAUGGACUGGCUUUUAACUGUCUCUAGAGCAGGGGUGUCCAAACUGAAACUGGGGCCUUUUUUGAUAUUUUUCUUUGUCAAAGCCAACACACUCUUAUUUUGGAUACCAUUAGGGGUCCGCUCAAUUUUGGUGAAUGUUAAAGGUCCCAGAGGAGCCCAAAAUAAUCUGUCAUUAUAAUGUUCAAAGUUAUAUAUUAUUUUUCCGUUUUACUUUCAACGCUGAAAUGUCUAUGGAUCAACUUCAGAUCCAUGUUUAUCCAUUUAUUUCAUGUUUGCGCCCCUUUUUUUUUCUCCAAAAAAAACCCUGUUUGUUUUUAUUGGGAAAAAAACUAAAUAUACAAAAUGUUCCCCAAAACAUUUUUCAAAUUGGAAUAUUUUCUGUGAAGUAAUUGGAGCCUUGAAUAGGUAAACAGUUCGUAACAUUUUUUUUGUUUCAUUGUUUUUUUUUAACAAUGACAGUUUCAAAAGAAUCAGACCGAAAGGUCUUGUCGAUCCAAUAAGUGUUAAAAAUAACGUUUAUAUCAGGGGUCCCCAAACUAUGGCCCACGGGCCAGAUACGGCCCGCCAGCGUCCAAAAUCCGGCCCGCGGGUCUCAAGUAAAAAAACAAAAAAUGUUUUAAUUAUUUUUUUUAAUCUGUCAUAUUUAGCCCAUCCAUCAAUCUAUUUUCUACCGCUUGUUACUCUCGGGGUCUACUACGAAUCAUAUUGUCUAAAAAUGCAUUUUCCCAUCGAUAACGCAAACCGGCAAGUGCGGUCAGUCAAUUAGUGCACAAGGGGAAAAAAUGGCGAAAUUGUUGGGGAAAUGUAAAAUAGACUCAGAGUAUAGUUUUUAAAAAUCAGUGGACAUAUGACUUUUUAUUGUUCAGUGUAAGGAAAAGGCAGUUCGUCUAAUCUGCAAUGAGACAGAUAUAUAUAUAUAUAUAUAUAUAUAUA